GAGGGAAGGCUAGGAAACUAGAGAGAGAGAGAGAGAGAGAGAGAGGCAAACAUUUCCCCGACCUGAUCCCGCCAUAGUUUUUCCCACUCCUCCACCAUAGACCCAUCACCAAAUCCACCCAGUACACCCCACCUCCUUCACUGUGCGAUAGAGAGGCUAUAGGCUGCUGCUUUAUUCGUCUACUGGGGCCGGCUGCAAGUCUUCUCCUGCUCCACUUAUUCAACUGGAUUUACAGCUAAAUUCAACGCUCAUCUGUUUUUACACUUUUCAAAUCUUUUUUUUUUAUUUUUUAUUUUUGCUGCGGAGAAUUAGCCUACCACUUGUUUCGAUUUGUAUUCUUUUUAGAUCUGCGUUUUCGGAUAGCAUAUUCUUGCCCUCUACUGUGAUUUCCACUUUCAGUUAGUGUGGCAAGUGUGACAAUAUCUUGUUGCGCUAUAAGCAAAUUUAGCAGAGAAACUUUUUUUUUAGCUGGCUUCAAUUUUAGUUAUUCCGGGCUUCGGUUUUUUUUUUUUUUUUUCGUUUUUGGACUUGGAAAAACAAUUUACACCAUGCACAAGCUAUACAUUGGGAAUCUAGGCGACAGCGUGACUGCCGAGGACUUAGGAAAAACCUUUGACGACCACAAGAUCCCAUACUCCGGACAGUUUCUAAUGAAAACCGGCUAUGCGUUUGUGGAUUGUCCGGACGAUCAGUGGGCCAUAAAGGCUAUCGAGACGUUUUCUGGUAAAGUGGAACUUCAAGGGAAACGUAUUGAGGUCGAGCACUCCGUCCCCAAGAAGCAAAGGACCAGGAAACUGCAGAUCAGAAACAUUCCACCUCACCUGCAGUGGGAGGUGCUGGAUGGUCUGUUGGCUCAGUGUGGAACCGUAGAGAACUGUGAACAAGUGAACACAGACAGUGAAACUGCAGUGGUUAACGUCACAUAUGCAUCCCGGGAGCAUGCCAGGCAAGCCAUCCAGAAGCUGAACGGAUACCAGUUUGAGAACAACGCCCUGCGCGUCUCUUACAUCCCCGACGAGAACUCCGAGCUGGAGGGAGGCCAGCGGGGGCCCGAUAAUGGCCGGCGCGGUUACGGGCCCCGAGGCGGGCCUCGCGGCGGCUCCCCGAGCUCUGGGAUGCCCUCCAAACCGCCACACGCCGACAUCCCUCUGAGACUGCUGGUAUCCACACAGUACGUCGGAGCCAUCAUUGGCAAGGAGGGAGCCACCAUUCGCAACAUCACCAAGCAGACGCAGAGCAAGAUUGACGUGCACCGCAAGGAGAACGCAGGAGCUGCCGAGAAGCCGAUCAGCAUCCACUCAACCCCCGAGGGCUGCUCAGCCGCCUGCCGCAUGAUCCUGGACAUCAUGCACCAGGAGGCUAAAGACACCAAGACUGCCGACGAGGUUCCUCUCAAGAUUCUGGCUCACAACAACUUUGUCGGACGCCUGAUCGGGAAGGAGGGACGCAACUUGAAAAAAGUUGAACAGGACACAGACACCAAGAUCACCAUCUCCCCUCUUCAGGACCUGACGCUGUACAAUCCAGAGAGAACCAUCACAGUCAAAGGCUCGAUCGAAGCCUGCUGUCAUGCCGAGGUGGAGGUGAUGAAGAAGGUCCGAGAGGCCUACGAGAACGACAUCGCUGCCAUGAAUCAACAGACCCACCUGAUCCCAGGGCUCAACCUCGGUGCUUUGGGCCUCUUCCCCUCCUCCUCCAAUAUGCCCCCACCCCCUCCUGGAAACGCGUCCGGUAGUGCCCCCUAUGGUUGCUUCGGGGCUCCAGAGCAGGAGACGGUCCAUGUGUACAUCCCAGCACAGGCAGUGGGAGCCAUCAUUGGAAAGAAAGGACAGCACAUCAAACAGCUGAGCCGCUUCGCUGGAGCCUCCAUCAAGAUCGCUCCGGCUGAAUCUCCAGACUCCAAAAUGAGGAUGGUGAUAGUGACCGGACCCCCCGAGGCUCAGUUUAAGGCUCAGGGCAGAAUCUAUGGCAAACUGAAGGAGGAGAACUUCUUUGGGCCCAAGGAGGAGGUCAAACUGGAGACUCACAUCAAGAUGGCCGCUGCUGCUGCAGGCAGGGUCAUUGGCAAGGGAGGCAAGACGGUGAAUGAGCUGCAGAACCUGACAGCAGCCGAGGUGGUGGUCCCCAGGGAACAGACCCCCGACGAAAACGACCAGGUCAUCGUCAAGAUCAACGGACACUUCUACGCCAGCCAGUUGGCUCAGAGGAAGAUCCGGGACAUCCUGACCCAGGUCAAACAGCCACAGAAAGGCGGUAUGGGCCCGGGCCCGGGCCCUAACCCCCAGGGCUUUACAGAGAUGGGCAGCCCCACGCAGGGACUGAGUCAGGAGCACCAGCCGCGCAGGAAGUGAGGGCCCCGCACCUUCCUCACAUGCCGUGGGGGCCCCUGCCUGACGGACAGACAGACAGACGGACAGACACACGCACGGACGGAUAGACAGACAGACAGACGGAUACAGGAGAGCGACACACGGACCCAGCGAUAGACAGGGAGAGAUAUAAAGAGGGAGGGAGUACGCCCGACAGCCAGAGAGAAAGAUCGGCGUUAAAAAGAGAGGAAGAGAGAAGAUGAAUAAAAUCAAAAGAUGAAAUGAAUUAAAAAAAAAAAAAAAAAGGAUUAAGAUGAAAUGUAACUUGAGAACAGAAACCAGAUGCCAGGUCAGAAGAGAGACUGAGUGAGGAUGGAGGGAUGAAGGAAAGGAGGGAUGGAGAGAGGGAGGGGCGGUGUCCUCCUGGUGUGCCUGGGUAGGGCUGCAUCAGACAGGUGGAAACAACACCAUGACACUCCCACCUGUCCACCUGAGACACACUAGCAGGGGCCCGUUUGUUCCUCUGUCGGCCCCUACAGACCUCUCCCACCAUCUGCAGUCAGUCCUAUAUUUUAAGGGUGUUUUUUUUUUUUUUUUUAAACAUAGAGAUAUAUGUAUAGAAAUGUUUUAUUCAGAGCUAUUAUUGAUAGAAUGCAGUGAGGCAGAGCCGGGAGAGAGAGCAGGGAAACCGCUGCAGCGGCACAGGGGGGUUAGGUCACGGGUCAGGCAUUAGCCCCACCCACCCCUAACCCCCGAGCCAAUGAAAGUCUAGAAGAGGGGCCGCAGAUGUUAACACUGCUCUUAUAAAGACCUCUCCGAAUAGCGGAGAGUUUAGGAGAAAAAAAAAAAAAGGAGAAAAUAUGAGGUUGUAAAUAUAUAAUCUUCAUGUAAAUGUUAAGAAAUGCUGUGUCUGGCCGCCUUGCCUUUAAAAGAAAAAAAAAGGGUCUUCUGUAUAUUUCCCAGUCUCCAGUCUAUGAUAUGUAGCAUAAAGGUAGCCUACAACGCGGCCGGGGGCUGGGGAAGCACUGAGGCCCUUUCCACGUUUAGCUGUGUGGCGGAAGGCGCAGCAAGAGACAGAAAGGGGAGCGGCGGUCGCAGCUGGUCCUGCAGUUCUAUUGCAGCGGCUCAGCUCACACAUGUGAAACCAUUGUAAAACACCUUCGUUAAAAAAAACAGCCAGCAGCUAUGCUAGCUGGCUAGCGGCCCGCCCCUUAAACGGCAUAUUUUAUAUAUAUUAUAUAUAUAUGAUAUGUGAGUUAGCCCGGCCCCUCCAGUUAAUGUAUUGAAGGCAGCGAGUCAGGUGUGAGGUUUUUGCUACACCUGUAUGUAUAAGUUCCGCAAUGACAGACAGACAAAGGAGUGUCUGAGACUUUCUGCUCAUUGCCUUCUUUCAGCGCUGAUCUACUCAAGGCCAGUCUUGGACAGCGAUGGCUUUCUCCUCAGAGGAGCUGGGGUCCUUAAGACCAUCCCUGCAUUGACGCCGUGUUUGUUCAUUUGGACAAACAUGGCCACUCGUGCUUGUAUUAAGAAUUAAGAAUAUUAAAGACUGGCCUUGGGCCGAGCGCGUGAACCUAAAAAAAAAAAAAAAAAAAAAAAAAGCAAAGUCUUCCACAAAGCUCCUUGCCUUGAGCUCAGAGAAGGUAAAAUCAGACAGAAGGGGAGCGGCUUCCUCGUUCUCUCUCCCAAUCUGCCAAAAGGUCUGUGGGCGGAGCCUCCAGACCCUGCCUGCGUAUGAUAAUGAGGGGCGGGGUCUAAGCGUGGACGCUCUCGCCAAGAUUAGAACAGAUUAGAGAAGAAAUGAAAAAGAAAAAAACCUACCUCAGGGUAAAGUUACCUCAGUAUUCCUAACUUUUUUUUUUUUGCUUGCUGGUUUUUAUAUAAGAAGAAGAAAAAAAAGAAAGAGCUGAUAGUCCUGAAUAUUUUUUAUUUUUUUAAAGAAAAAAAGUAUUUUUUUUUAGGUAUUGUCUUGUUGCUUUGGUUAUUUUUUUCUGUUUUUUGUGUGUGUGUGUGUGUGUGUGUGUGUGUGUAUGAGAUGAUGGUUGAAUGAGCUCAGGAUGACGAGGAGGCUGUGUUUUUUUCCAAAGCAGAGAGAGAUAAGCUGCUGCUCUAGAGAGGAAAUGGGUCCAGUGCCAUUUUGCCUUUUUUUUAAGGUGAGGAAACAUGCUCUCUGUCUUCCUGAAGUGUGAUUGGAGCUGCCGUUGUCUGAAAUAUUGGCCAAUGGGGAGUGGUGUUAACUUGAGAGGGGGGUCCUAACGUGCACACGGUUGCCGAACAAUCCCCUGGGUGCUCUUUGUUACUGAGCGCAUGUCAUCAGAGAGGGGCGAUACUAAAAGAAUUCUUUUCCCCCCGUCGCAUUGUGUGACUGGCCAUUCCCCGGGGUUACUGGCCCGCCCUGUGCCCCGAAGGACCUCCCUCUCCUGCCUUAUUGUGAUGACAUCAUCACCAAGCGCCAAACAUUAUGAGAGGGCUUUAGGUGUUCAAGAGGUCAAGUUUCUCACCCACAAAAAAAAGACAUGUAAGAGUGAGCUUUUAAGGCAAAUUUCUUUACCUUUCUCACUUGGUUUGGAACAUGUCAGAUCAGAGUAGUAGUGGUCCAUCUAAAGUGUAACUGUACAUCUCUCACACACACACACACACACACACACACACACACACACACACACACACACACACACACACACACACACACACACACACACACACAAACCUGAACUAGCUCUGACUUCUCUGAAUGUGAAUAUUUAUUACCUGUGCACUGACCACGACACCUCAGAUGCUCCCUGUUGGCUACAUGUGCGCUUGGUGUGUGUAUGUGUGUGAGAGCGAAUGCUGGAGUGUGUGUGUGUGUGUGUUCACUGGUUUUAAAUGUUCAUUUCUGUCAGGGGAUGUGGUUGGGUGAAACUUAAAAAAAAAAAAAAGCAGAAAAAAGUAGGAUGAGAACCUAUGGCCCUCUGUGUUCCAACGGACCGAGGAGAGAGAGAGAGAGAGAGAUCCAAGAACCUUUGAAAAAAUGGGAGCAGAAAAAGAAAAGCAAGAGAGUUCAAAACAACAUUAACACAGCUGAGUAAUAGAUUCAAACCUGUACAUAAGAUGUUUAAAAAAAAA
Sander lucioperca (pikeperch) is the source of this 5414-nucleotide messenger RNA. RefSeq names its product insulin-like growth factor 2 mRNA binding protein 1 (gene igf2bp1). Lineage: Eukaryota; Metazoa; Chordata; Actinopteri; Perciformes; Percidae. The record is from RefSeq and is a predicted model, not a curated record. Gene Ontology annotation, molecular function: mRNA 3'-UTR binding. The transcript has 15 exons. Gene Ontology annotation, biological process: nervous system development; regulation of gene expression. Gene Ontology annotation, cellular component: nucleus; cytoplasm; cytosol. Bases 549 to 2351 code for a protein of 600 amino acids.